Molecule: messenger RNA, 1995 nt
Organism: Myotis brandtii (Brandt's bat)
Lineage: Eukaryota; Metazoa; Chordata; Mammalia; Chiroptera; Vespertilionidae
Gene: CLEC14A
Product: C-type lectin domain family 14, member A
Exons: 1
Coding region: 1-915 (304 amino acids)
Biological process (GO): cell migration
Cellular component (GO): extracellular matrix; external side of plasma membrane
Molecular function (GO): extracellular matrix protein binding; extracellular matrix binding
Source: RefSeq, a predicted model, not a curated record
AUGCGCUGCCACUGGCGCGCCCACGGCUACCUGUGCAAGUACCAGUUCGAGGGCUUGUGCCCCGCGCCGCGCCCCGGGGCCGCCUCUGACUUGAGCUACCGCGCGCCCUUCCAGCUGCACAGCGCGGCGCUGGACUUCAGUCCCCCCGGGACCGAGGUGAGUGCGCGCUGCCCGGGGCAGCAAUUCACCACGGCCACCUGCAUCGUGGACGGGGUCGGCGCUCGCUGGGACGGGAUACCCUCCGGGGCUGUGCUCUGUCCCUGCCCCGGGAGGUACCUCCGCGCAGGCAAAUGCGCAGAGCUCUCUAACUGCCUGGACGACAUGGAAGGCUUUGUCUGCGAGUGUGCUGCGGGCUUCGUGCUGGGGGAAGACGGACGCUCUUGUGUAACCUACGGAGAAGGACAGCCGGACCCGGGGGGAGCCAAGGGGCCCACCAGGCACCCCCUGGCCACUGCAGCCAGCCCCAUGCCGAGGAGAACAUGGUCACCCAGGGGCCCUGAAAAACCAGGAGAGAUGCCCCAGAUCCCUGGACAAGGCAGUUCAGCAACAUCUAUUUCUGAGAUUCCUGGGUGGGGAGCAAAGAGCACGAAGCCCACCCUGCAGAUGUCCCCUCAAGCCAACUCAGAGGCCACCAUCACUUCUCCAGGAAGCGUGAUUCCCACGUCUAAUGCCACGUCUUCCUCUAACAUGCCCAAGGCUUUGGACUCCUCCUCCACCGUGGUCUUCAUACUUGUGAGCAUAGCAGUGGUAGUGCUGGUGAUCUUGACCAUGACAGUGCUGGGGCUUUUCAAACUCUGCUUUCACAAAAGCCCUUCCUCUAGGCCAGGAAAGGGGCCUCUGGCCCCUCCUGGGGUGGAGAGUGGUGCGCAGGCUACUGCUCUGAGCUCCAAUUCGGCACAGGACGCAAUGGGGUGAAGUCGCAGGCUGCGGGACAGAGCAGAUGGCGCCUCACUGAUUGGGUCCUCUUUUGACUCGGAAGUCACAUAGAGGAAGGGGACAGUGAGCACUUCUUGUGAGUAGUUUUUCACUCUCAACGAAAAGGGGAACGGAGAAGAGGGGCUUAUCUGUGGAACUGGUGAUUUCUGCAGAAGUUCCCUUCCCCUAUUCCCUCUACCCCACGGGGGAGCUACAUCCGAACUGGAUGCUCCGUUUCUAAUGCGGAAGAGGUGGGAGUGCCUUAGGCGGUACUGAGCCCAGGAUUCUACCCGGGAGAGGGCUUUUCCUGUGGAUUUGAAGAAGUGAUUGGACUUUUUAAGAUACUGAAAGCAUAUAGAAAACAAUACAAUAUUUUACAUUUUAUUUUUUACCACGAUGGAAAGAAAAACUCUGUUCAGAAUGGGAAUAUAUUGAUUUAAAAAUCCCAGGCAAAAAAAUAAAUAAAUAAAGGAUUGUUGAUAACCCAGACUCAAAUGUCAUUGGUUUCCUGGAGGAGUAAUUAUUUAGGAAGAGCAGCUGAGGAGCUCGCUGGACAUGGCAGCAAGAGUACGUCCUGCCUUUAGGUUGAGGGGGGAAAUGUUAAGAACUAGUAACUUCUUCCUUGUUUUCUUUUUUUAAAUAUAUUUUGCUUUCAAAGUUACUGCUAUGUGUGUGCUCUGCUAGAAAUCUAAACUGCAGUGUUGCCAAAUUCGCUGGCUCUAGAAGCAAAUUAUAGUUGACCACGCAUUCAAGUGUUUACUGUGUGUCCUUGCUCAAGGAAACAAAUGGUUUGUUUUGCUCUCCCAAUGUUUGUGCUCUCCAGUGUAAUGACCUUCCCAACCAAAUAGCCCUCUCCUGAGUAUCACGAUGCUGAUGCUCGCUUCCAAUUAUAGCAAUGUUAGUUUUCAAUUGAAACAUUAAUGCUAAGUAUUGAUUUGAAAUCUUCUGGGUGCAUUAAAGCAAAAGUAAGCUGGAUUUCCUCCAAAGUUGCUGGUACUUGUGCACUGUUUAAUCCAUGGAAAAACUUGAAUUCCAGACCAUUUCCUCCCCCACUUAAUAAAAGCAUGUGUAGUGACCAUA